AUGACGGCCUCAAAGAAGAUCCCUUGUCCAUGGACCCCCGAGGAAGAUAUCCUCUUGAAUUGCCUGACCAGCGAGAAGCAGGAGUUGGAAGAAGGACCCAUCAACUGGAUGGAAAUUGCCUUACACUUUACAAACCGAAGCAAUAAAGACUGUCGAAAGCGUUGGGUCUACGCCUUAUGCCCGUCCAUCAAGAAGGGAACGUGGGAGGAGGGCGAAGACUCGGCGUUGCGAGACGCGGUCAGGCUGUUCGGAACAAAGUGGUCAGACGUAUCUCGACACGUAGGCUCCAGGCAAGCGGACCAGUGCGCACGAAGGUGGCAUCAGAUCCUGAAGCCGGACAUCAAUAGAGGCCGGUGGUCUUUAUACGAGGUUGACGAAAUGUUGAAGAACGCCGUGCUAGCCCACGGUCGACAUUGGACUGAGAUCGUGGAAAGAUAUUUCUGCGAUCGAACACCAAUAGCAGCUAGGAGCAGGUACGACCUGCCGACUCAACCCAUUCAUUGA
Molecule: messenger RNA, 504 nt
Organism: Diaporthe citri
Lineage: Eukaryota; Fungi; Ascomycota; Sordariomycetes; Diaporthales; Diaporthaceae
Exons: 5
Coding region: 1-504 (167 amino acids)
Source: RefSeq, a predicted model, not a curated record